Molecule: messenger RNA, 565 nt
Organism: Cucumis melo (muskmelon)
Lineage: Eukaryota; Viridiplantae; Streptophyta; Magnoliopsida; Cucurbitales; Cucurbitaceae
Exons: 3
Coding region: 14-322 (102 amino acids)
Source: RefSeq, a predicted model, not a curated record
UUUUGUUUGCUUUAUGGCUCUAUCUCUAACACUGACUGCAAUGGGGCAUAUACCAAAGCAAUGCGUGGAGAGUGGCCAAAGUGUACCUUUUGCUGCUGGUGCCGGAGAUACCAACAUUUGUGGUGGUAUUGUUCAGUUGUAUUGGGAAAGGAUUCUGGGACGAAGCUUAGAUUUAAAUGGCCAAGUUCGUCAAAUUGCCCUCAAGGCCAUAGUAAGCUUGUGGGUUGGUGCUGUGAUUAGUAGCUGGUGCAAUUUCAUAACUGUCUUGUAUGUUGGUCAUUUUCUACUAGAGGAGGAUGAUAAGUUUCUAGAUAAGGUUUGAGCUACAGUUCAGGAAGAGGAAUGUCAAGCCCUUGCUGCAUUUGGUGCCUGUUUCCAAUAUUAAUAAUUGUUUGAAGAAGCAUUUUCGAGACCUUUAAAAUGUCGUGAUUUUUGAAUUUAUAUAAUUAUGUUUGGUUGCAGUUAAUUUUACAAGCGUGUUUUCAUUGUUGGUGGAAUCAGACUUGAAUAAUAUGAGAUUUAUGUGCUUUAAGAUAUGAAUGGGAUUUAUUGUUGCUUUAAGAUA